Messenger RNA from Octopus bimaculoides (California two-spot octopus), 3016 nucleotides. Its product is annotated as di-N-acetylchitobiase. Lineage: Eukaryota; Metazoa; Mollusca; Cephalopoda; Octopoda; Octopodidae. Gene Ontology annotation, biological process: oligosaccharide catabolic process. The record is from RefSeq and is a predicted model, not a curated record.
GUAUGGCCUUAUUCCGAUAACUUUAUAAGACUCGUGCUGCUACCCCUCUGACAAUUUCUUUGUGCGUAGGCAAUUUGCACUCAUGUAGCUCGAUGUCGAGAAGUGUGUAAAAAGUUUUUUUCUUUAUAAUUUGUACAAAAAAAAGAAAAAAAGAAAGAAAAAGAAAAAGGUCAAACGUACAUCGCCUUUCUGUUAUUGAUUUAUAACAUCACAAUUUUUGUAAAUAGCAAGUUUUAAGUCUUUUAAUUAACGACCAAUAUGACUAUAUCCUUUAGUAAAUGCAUAAUUCCGACUGUGAUUUUACUUGUGUCGAUACUAUUAUGCUGUCAUAGUAUCGACAACCUAGAGGAUUGUACGUGUGAAGAGAAAACCCAGUGUCAGCGCGUACCAGAUGGAGUUCAUCUGAAACACGAAGGAAAGGAGGUGUAUGUUAUGUCAGAUGAUCAUAAUGAACCAAGGAAAACCUGGAAGGAUUGGAAUUGGUCAUUAAUAUCCAGUGUAAUCAGUGUAGAUGAACCAGAUCCUACCUUAAUGUGCUAUACUCAUUUAAAAGGACGAAGAUAUGGCUAUACUGGUAAACUUCAUGAAGAAUCUCUUCAGGAGGAAAAUGAAAUUAAGUUAUGGAUACAAAAAGAGAAAAAUAAAGUAGCUAAGUACUUCACAGAUAUCUAUUUACUAGAUAUGCUUCAGCUGACUUCAUCAGACUUGACUGCAGAAAACGUGACUGUGAUUACCGGUGUGAUAUCAGAAUUGAAAUCUAAUUUGGUUUCCAUUUCUUCUGAUAUAUCUCUUCUGUGCCUUAUCAAUUGGUUCCCACCUUGUCGUGAAUAUCAGUGCCAAUUUAUAACGAAAAUGCUUAGUGUGUGUGAUAAAUUUAUGCUUAAUGCUGAAAGCUUUCUAAAUAAUGAAGAAACUCAUUGUUUGGCUCAAGCCGCUGUUCCAAUUACUAAACUACACCUUGGUUUUGAUGAAUAUAUGGUCAGUGGUGUUUCUCCUCAAAAAUUUAUUUUGAGUGUACCAUGGCAUGGCUACAUCUAUGACUGUGAUAUUUUUAAACCCAAAGGAAAUGGUUCUCUUUAUGACCAAUGUUUUAUGAGAAAGAAAAAUGGGUCACAGACAUGUGAUUAUGAACAUUGUCGCCAAAAAAUAAAUAUGAAUAAAAUGGCUGAGAAUUAUAUGAAAUAUGAACGUGACAAUACCUGGAAUACUGUUUAUUUGGCUCCAUAUUUUAAUAUUAAGGUAACUUCUGGGAAAUUCAAACAGAUAUGGUUUGAAGACUACAGAAGCCUAAACCAUAAAUACGCAUAUAUAAGAACUAUGAAUGUUAGUGGUGUAGCCCUAUGGAGUGGAAAUGAUUUACAACAUAGCUCUUCAAGCUGGUAUGAAGGCUAUAAUAAAGUGAUGUGGGGCUGGUUAGCUCAUCAAGCAUUAAUGCAGCCUAAGAAAGACAAUUCAUUUGAAGAUCUUAAAAAACUUCCACAAACUAUGGCUGGCAUUGGAAUCGGUUGUGUUCUCAUUGGUGGAAUUCUUGGUUUCAUUUUUGGCUGGGGAGUUUUUCGACGUACUCACAAAAGAAACAGAAGGCAGCCUUUUGAUAAAGAUAUGGUUUACAUGGAGGAAGAUCAAAACUUGUGAAAACUGAUAAAAUUAAUCAAACAUUUUUAUAACAAUGUAAUUUUUUAAAAACUUGAUGUUUUGUCACAUAUAUGCUAUUUUUGUUCAUUCGUUUUACUAUAAAUUAGCUCCUUACAAAUAUUUUUUAUUGUUGUAAGAAAGGAAACUUUAGAUCUGUCCAUUUAUUAUCUCAUUCUAGAUGACAGUUGUGCUAAGUUAUUGAAAUUGCUCAUUGUGUUGUAUUUGAUAACUAUUCUCUUUCAAUGUCUAUAUUUUAUAUCUUUAAAGUUUAAAUGAGCCUUUUUGCUUUUAAAGUGUUUUGUUUAUUGUUUGCUAUUUAUUAAUGCUAUUUGUUCUACCCAUUUUUGGAUUUGUUAUGUAUUUUUUUAUAUUUGAAAGACUUUUGUAACACUGAUAUAGUUUUUAUUACCAACAUCUUCAUUCCUUAAAUUCUGACUUGUUUAACUCUUCUACUGUGGAAAUCAGAUAUAUUCCACUCAAAAUUUCAUUACCUUUAACUGCAGAAAGCAGUUUUAUAUACCAAUCUAUCUUUGUUAAUGAAUGUCAUGUUUGAAACUAUUUUUAGUUGAGAUAUGUUGAGUUUAUUGAGGCAAUGUGACUUGCGGAGAACACCAGUUCUAUUUUUUGGAAGAUAUUAACAUCAUUACUGGAAUAACCAUGAAAUUUAAUUUUGCAUUAAAGAGUUAAUAUUUGUGUUUCAAUAAGAAAUUGAAUCCAAAUAUUUUUACAUAGAAAUAACAGAAUCCAAUUCAAAUUAUAUAAAUAAUUGUGUACAAUAUUUCUAUCAUCAUUUCAUAAAAUGUAAAUUGUACAUUUUCCAAAAUUGAGAGGUCUAUUUUUUUUUAAAUCUCAGUUUUUAAAAAUUAUAUGGAAAUGAAAUAUAUAAACACUUUGUCUGUCUGUCUGUCUCUGUCUGUCUGUCUCUGUCUGUCUGUCUCUGUCUGUCUGUCUCUGUCUGCCUGUUUGUCUGCUUCUCUGCUUGCCUGCCUACUUGCCUCCCUGUCUGUCUCUCUGUUUGUCUUUCUGUCAUGAUUGUUAUUUUAUGCCUGUUUUUUUUUUUUUAUACUGGCAUGGUUUUGAGGAUCCAGUGAGUCAGGGGAUCGCAUCAUGCUCCACUGUCUCUGUUUUGGCAUGGAUGUCCUUCCCAACACCAGCCAUUUUAUAAGAGUAUUGGGUGCUUUUUCUUUUUUUCAAAGUGCAAUCACUAGUGAGGUGGUCUUGCAACUUGCAAGAAGAAAGAGUCUAAAGCAGUGGUUUCCAAACUUUUUGGGGCUGCCAACCCAUUGACACACUGGUCAGAUUCUUAGUGCCCCCCAAACCACUCACCGCCACAAACAGACCAAAACAAUUGUUUUUCACAAAUAAAACUUAACCUAAUUAA